AAGAAGCAGAACAUGAACGGCUAGUGCUUUGGUUUGUUUACGUCGUGAAUAUAAAAUGUCACAAUUACAGUUGUUGAAUGUGUUUAUUACCGAACGAUUAACAGCGGUAGCUAUGGAGAUAUCCGUUGUACUUGAACAAAAUAUAGGCGAGUACCUGGAAGAAAUCUCCCGUUCAAAUGAGGAGAACAAACGUCUACAGAGCCUGAUGGAUUUGGUUUUCAACUCCGAAAUCAAGUUACACCACGAAGACUCCCAGCAGCUCUCUCUUCCUGUCUCUGAAGAGGAGCUUCCCCAUGAGCAGCAGCACUGUGAGCAAGAGAGGAGCCCCAGUCUGGGGCAGGAGGACCCAGAGCCCACACAGAUUAAAGAGGAAGAGGAGGAACUCAGGACCAGUCAAGAGGAGGACCACCCUCAAGGGCUGGAACCUGAUACCAAAGACAUCUUAAUCCCUGCCUGUGUGAAAAGUGACUAUGAACAGGAGCCACCUCUGCCCUCACAUCUUGACCAAACCUUGGAGAACAGAGAGAGGGACUCUCUACCCACCAACACAACUGAACAGAUCAAAACGGAACCUGAUGGAGAAGAUUACAGCGUAUCAGAACCAACCAGGGACUCUCAGCUCCAGCUCCUUCCCCAGGUAGGAAACAUAGAAGAACGUGUUGAUGGGAUGGAGAGACCCAUUCCCCCUCCCUUCUCUCCAGACUCCCAGCAGCCCUCUCUCCCUGUCUCUAAAGAGGAGGUUCCCCCAGAGCUGCAGGAGAGAAGCCCCAGGCUGGGUCUGGAGGAAUCAGAGCCCACAAAACAAGAGGAACUCUGGACGAAUCAGGAGGAACAGCAGCUGGAAUCUGACAGCAGAGUAUCAGAACCAACCAGUGACUCUCAGCUCCUCUCUGCAGUAAAUCCAGACUGUUCUGCAGCUCAGAGUGAAAACAGAGUAUCAGAACCAACCAGUGACUCUCAGCUCCUCUCUGCAGUAAAUCCAGACUGUUCUGCAGCUCAGAGUGAAAACAGAGUAUCAGAACCAACCAGUGACUCUCAGCUCCUCUCUGCAGUAAAUCCAGACUGUUCUGCAGCUCUGGGUGAAAACAGAGUAUGUGUGGAUGGGGUAGUGGAGAUGCUUAUUAUUAUUCUCCUCCCUCCAGACUCCCAGCAGCUCCCUCUCCCUGUCUCUGAAGAGGAGGUUCCCCCUGAACAGCAGCACUGUGAGCAAGAGAGGAGCCCCAGUCAGGGGCAGGAGGACCCAGAGCCCACACAGAUUAAAGAGGAACAGGAGGAACUCAGGACCAGUCAAGAGGAAGACCAGCCUCAAGGUCUGGAGUCUGAAAUCAGAGUAUUAGAACCAACCAGCCUCUGCAGAGUUUUAGAACCAACUAGUCUUUGCAAAGAAUUAGAAUCAACGUCUGUAGCAAAUCCAGACGGUUCUGCAGCUCUGGGUGAAAACAGAGUAUCAGAACCAACCAGUGACUCUCAGCUCCUCUCUGCAGUAAAUCCAGACUGUUCUGCAGUUAAGAGUGAAAAGAUAGAAGAAUAUGUUGGUGGGUUGGAGAGACCCAUUCUACCUUCCAACCCUCCAGAACUUCCUGUCUUUGAAGAGGAGGUUCCCCCUGAGCAGCAAGAGAGGAGCCCCAGUCUGCAGCAGGAGGACCCAGAGCCCACAAAGGUUAAAGACAAACGGGAGGAAUUCGGUACCAGGCAGGAGGAAGAGCAGCUUUACAUUGGGCUAUCAGAAUCAACAAGCCUUUGUAGAGUAUCAGAACCAACCCUCUCUGCAGCAAAUCCAGACUGUUCUGAAGCCCAGGGAGGAAACAUAGAAGAACUUGUUGAUGGGAUGGAGAGACCCAUUCCCCCUCCCUUCUCUCCAGACUCCCAACAGCCCUCUCUCCCUGUCUCUAAAGAGGAGGUUCCCCCAGAGCAGCAGGAGAGAAGUCCCAGGCUGGGUCUGGAGGACCCAGAGCCCACAAAACAAGAGGAACUCUGGACGAAUCAGGAGGAACAGCAGCUGGAAUCUGACAGCAGAGUAUCAGAACCAACCAGUGACUCUCAGCUCCUCUCUGCAGUAAAUCCAGACGGUUCUGCAGCUCAGAUUGAAAAUAGAGUAUCAGAACCAACCAGUGACUCUCAGCUCCUCUCUGCAGUAAAUCCAGACUGUUCUGCAGCUCAGAGUGAAAACAGAGUAUCAGAACCAACCAGUGACUCUCAGCUCCUCUCUGCAGUAAAUCCAGACGGUUCUGCAGCUCAGAGUGAAAACAGAGUAUCAGAACCAACCAGUGACUCUCAGCUCCUCUCUGCAGUAAAUCCAGACGGUUCUGCAGCUCAGAUUGAAAAUAGAGUAUCAGAACCAACCAGUGACUCUCAGCUCCUCUCUGCAGUAAAUCCAGACUGUUCUGCAGCUCAGAGUGACAACGGUAAAGUUCAUCAGAGUCCCAGCACUUCUUCAGAACAAGAUUCUAGUAACGUGGAAUCAAAUGAAGCAUCUAGUUUCUCCACCUGGACUGAGGAAAACAUCUCUGUAACAGACAGCAACUCUUCAGACAGUAGCUCCUGCACUAAAGAAGACUCUGAGGCACGUAAACCAGUGAAGAGAACAUGCCAUUCUAGUGGUGUGGUGAACGAACCAUCUGAUUUGUCCAACUUAUGUGAUGAAAACAACCCGGGGACUGAGAUCAGCCCUUCAGACGGCAACAAAGACAAGAACAUCCAAACAGACUCUGGGGCUCAUUAUCCAGCUAAGAGGAUCUGUCAGAGGGUGCAGAUUACUUCACCAGAGGUUGUGUGCAGUAGGGUGACUACCCCAUCAGCAGCUCCAAGCUCUACACACGUCAUACCAAUGUCUGUAACCGACAGUAGAAGAUCUAAGAAACAGUGUUGUCGGUACUGUGGAAAGGCUUAUGUUAAAAUCGCGAGACACCUGCGGAUUGUGCAUCGGGAUGAAGUGGAUGAGACCAAGACCUUCAGCUUCAGAAAGAAGUCCAGAGAGAGAAAAGUCUUACGUCUUCUGAAUAAAAAGGGAGGCGUUGUGCGUAAUGCUGCCGUAGCAAGACGUGGGAGUGGAGAGAUGGCCUCCUGUUCCCGUCCCAAAGUGCCAGGAUCCACUCCAUGUUACACCCACUGCUUGCACUGUCAAGGUCUGUACAUUCAAAAGUCACUACGGAAGCAUGUCAGAUACUGCCCUCUGAACCCCAAAGCUGAAGAACCAAAACCUGGACCGAAGAUGAGGAUUCAGUCAGCAAUGGCGUUUAAGAUGUGUCCUCAACCCGACUACGUCAGCACAGGUCUUUGGAAGAUCGUUUGUGGUAUGAACUCCGGCCGAGUUUCAUUUGUGGUUAGAAAUGACAAAUGUAUCCUCCUCAUGGGAGAGGAGCUGUACAACAAACUACAGCCAGAUGACAGAAGAAACAGAUACAUUCAACAAAGAAUGAGAGAGGUGGCAAGACUCCUCAUCACGGCCAGGACGUGUACACCUCUGAUGUGCUUUGAGGACUUGGUCAUACCUAGUAAUUUACCUCACGUCAUCACGGCAGUGAGAGCUGUUGCUGGCUACAACGAGGAGAACAAAACGUACGACCGUCCCACGCUGGCUGUUCAAAUGGGAUACAACUUAAUGAACAUUGGCAGCGCUGUGGAAUCCUGUGCAUUGACGUCAGGACGACACAAAGUCGCGGAGUCUGCUGGCAAAUUCAAAAGUUUCAAGUGGAAUGAGGUUGUUUUGGCUGGAGCACUGUCCACUCUCAGUGAACCCCAAAAUAAAUGUCCACAGCCGACCCCUGUCACACAGGCGCCUGGCCAGCCGACCUGUUGCACACAGGCAGCUCUCCAAGUGGAUGGCGCCUGGCCAGCCGACCUGUUUGCACACGCACCCAGCCGAGGUCAGGCCCCUAUCACACAGGCGCCUGGCCAGCCUACCUGUUGCACAGUCACCCAGGCGACCCGUCGCACAGGCACCCAGCCGACCCCUGUCACACAGGCGCCUGGCCAGCCGACCUGUUGCACACGCACCCAGCCGACCCCUGUCACACAGGCGCCUGGCCAGCCGACCUGUUGCACACGCACCCAGCCGACCCCUAUCACACAGGCGCCUGGCCAGCCGACCUGUUGCACACGCACCCAGCCGACCCCUGUCACACAGGCGCCUGGCCAGCCGACCUGUUGCACACGCACCCAGCCGACCCGUCGCACACGCACCCAGCCGACCCGUCGCACACGCACCCAGCCGACCCGUCGCACACGCACCCAGCCGACCCGUCGCACACGCACCCAGCCGACCCGUAGCACAGGCACCCAGGCGACCCGUCGCACAGGCUCCCAGCCGACCCGUAGCACAGGCACCCAGCCGACCCGUAGCACAGGCACCCAGCCGACCCGUAGCACAGGCACCCAGCCGACCCGUCGCACAGGCACCCAGCCGACCCGUCGCACAGGCACCCAGCCGACCCGUCGCACAGGCACCCAGCCGACCCGUAGCACAGGCACCCAGCCGACCCGUAGCACAGGCACCCAGCCGACCCGUAGCACAGGCACCCAGCCGACCCGUAGCACAGGCACCCAGCCGACCCGUAGCACAGGCACCCAGCCAAGCCAAAGAAACACUGUGAGAUUAAAGAGGAUUGUUGAUGAGGGAGCAGCAGUAGAAAAACACAUAAUGCCGUUCAUAAAGAGUGACCAAGUUCCUGGAAAGAGGGACUGCCUCAAAUGCCUCCAGGCAGAACCUGUUGCGCUCAAAAGCAGAAACUGGUCGGGCAUUAAGUUCUAUGUAAAUAGAGUCAAACAGAGACAGAGUGCUGCAGGGAAUUCAGAGGGCAGCAGGGAAUUCAGAGGGCAGCACCCCUGA
Molecule: messenger RNA, 4828 nt
Organism: Oncorhynchus nerka (sockeye salmon)
Lineage: Eukaryota; Metazoa; Chordata; Actinopteri; Salmoniformes; Salmonidae
Exons: 5
Coding region: 56-4828 (1590 amino acids)
Source: RefSeq, a predicted model, not a curated record